GACGUCCAGUCCGAAAUCUAGCUGUCUCCAAGGAAAGCAGCAGAAAAAGCAAACAGAGGUUCUGCCAGUUUUAUGUCCCAGUUGCUGAUUUUUUGAAGCAUCUACUUCUUGUUCAACAAAAGGAUGCCAGCUGUGAUUACAGUUUGGAAAAUGAACCCAACUCUUUGUCACCUCGCAGUGAUCGAUACAGCUUGACACAUAUUUUGGCAAAAGAAUGCAUGAUCACAGCACAACUGAGUCUCAGCAAUCCCAGUGCUUCCAAUAAUACCACUCCUGUAACCCCACCAUCAGAAGUUCCAAAACGUCAAAAGCCUGAAUCAAACCAUACCUCAAACAAGAAAACAUCAGAAUCAAGAGCGACCACCACAAAGUCAACAUCUACCACAGCCACAGCAAAACCGCAGCAAAAUACUUCCACUUCUACCACUUCUGUGAACUCACUGUCUAAGUCAGCAGAAUCAAGUCUCAUGACACCCAGGGCUUCCAUUUCUACCAGUACUGUGGACGUAUCAUCAGAAGAAGUCUCAAGAAAAACAAACACAAAAUCAUCAUUUACCUUGACCACAGCAGAAUCGAGUCUCAGCAGUUUCAGUGCUUCCACUUCUCCCACUUCUGUCAUCUCACCAUCAGGAACGGGGACACUGACUGUUGUGCUGGUCGUUGUUGGUUCUGGUGUAACUGUGGGUGCCAUCUUAUUGGUACUGGCAGUUUUCAGAUCUAAAAGAAGAACUGGUGCUGAGAAACUGAACAAACAAGAAAGGAAAGAGCAAGAUUUUGAUAUUUAUCAUCCAUACGCCACCAUCGCUGAGAAACCAGCUGCACCAGUCUCACAGGACAUGACCUACAGCAUGCUGCAGAAUUUCACUGCAACAGAACUGCUGUUAAUGUCACAUCACAGUUCACCUGCUGAAGUUAAAGUGAGAUGUUUUUACACUGGAGACCUUAAUUCAACGUCUGCUGACAGUGAACCAUCCUCCAUCACCAUACAAAGUCAAACACCACAGAUGAGUGUGCAGCAUUUUAAUGGGGAACAUGUUCGGUUUGUUUGCUCUCUGCCUGGAUCUGUGAAAGAUGAUACAAGAUGUAAUCUGUACUUUGGAGAAGCAAGUCAUUCAGUCCUCACAGUAGCUGUCGGGAAGAAAAGCAAGACAAAAAACAAACAGAGGUUCUGCCAGUUUUAUGUCUCAAUUGAUGAUUUUUUGAGACAUCUACAUUUUGUUCAACAAAAAGAUGCCAGCUGUGAUUACACUUUGAAGAGGGAACCCAGGUCUUUGUCUCCUCGCAGUGAUCGAUACAACUUAACAGCUAUUCUGGAAAGUGAAUCACCAAAGAUCAACAAACCGUCAUCUAUCAUGACCACAGAAUCAAGUCUCAGCAAACUCAGUGCUUCAACUUCCACUUCAGUGAACUCGAUAACAGGAUUGGGUACUCGUAAUCUAAACCCUACAACUGGUGUGAACACUCCUGUCAAAACAACUCAGUAUAUAACCUCACGAGACAGUACAACAAGUGAGACCGAGUGCAUCAAUAAUGUGAAGAUAAAUUGA
Molecule: messenger RNA, 1547 nt
Organism: Pundamilia nyererei
Lineage: Eukaryota; Metazoa; Chordata; Actinopteri; Cichliformes; Cichlidae
Product: serine-rich adhesin for platelets-like
Exons: 17
Coding region: 219-1547 (442 amino acids)
Source: RefSeq, a predicted model, not a curated record